AUAACACCACUUCAUGAACAAAUAUGUGUCUCUUUUAAUCCCUAUACACAACCAGCAUUGGUGCAAUACAAUUAAAUACACAUCAGCUACCAGUCUAUAGAUAUUGUGCAAUGUUGAUUGUUAUGCACAAAUAUUUCGAAGGCUUGUUCAUUUAAUCACAAACCCCAUCAGCUCUUGGUAAUUCGGUUAUUUGCUCCUAAGCCAUAGAGCUCUACCCAGUGAGUUAAUGUAGGUUCAUUUUGUUGAGCACACUGCCAUCUGGUGGCGACAUAGCGUCUCCUUUAGCCUAUCCGCGUGGAGCACCCCUUCCUGACGUGGCGCUGUGACAGACGCGCGCGCCUCUCCUCGUGUAGGACGGCCAUUGGACGCGUGCGCCUGUUGAUAUUUUUUGUAAAUAUAAACGCGCAGGUGCCGGACCGAAACUAAACUCGCAUGCAAAUAUAACGACUGUUCAAGAGACUCUGCGACAUGGUUCUGCAUGUUAAACGCAAAUGGUGACCUGGUUAAAUGCAGUGAACUUCUGUUGAGAUGUGUGUCUGCUUGGUGUUAUGACAUUUGGACAACCUAAAAACUACUUGUCAACUUACCUGUCAAGGGCUUUUCGACAGUGCAUACAGCAGGUGGUUUUGUCAUGCCACAGAUCACCGCCACCACCAUACUGCAGCUGACGCUCCUUCUCUCUGCACUGCCCGCGCAAUUCCUCAUCGCCAAAUGGACAAGCGGAUCGGCAGCAGAGCGCUCCAACGCUAUUAAAAGUAUUUUGGGGGCCUGGGAUAACCUGAGUGCGUCUUACCUGAACGUCGAUGCCUGGGCCGAAUGGGCAAUGUCGUUUGUGCCCAGCAUUCUCCUCAGUAAUAACGAGGAAGAGGACAUUGAUGACGGCUCCCCGCCCCUUGAGGAACUGCUCCAAGACAAUGACCUGGGUUUCUUUGGAGCCUCUAAGGAGCUGCGGAGACCCAGGCCGGCGUACGUGCUACACCGCGUGGGUCAGGUGGUGAGGGAGACACAGAACCACAUGGUGGGGGUGAUCGUGGCCUGGGACGCGGAGCUCAAAGCACCUGCCAGCUGGAUCAAGAAAAGAUACUCAGAGUCUGAGCUGGCGAGCGCCUCAGAUACGCCUCAUUAUAAGGUGGUGUUCAGUGGACCUGGUCCAUCCUCCAUCAUGAUGGGCUACCUGCCUCAGUCAGCACUCAGGCGCGUCAUGGGAUAUAAGCCUGAUAUCCCUACUCUUCACCUGUACUUCUCGGACUAUGAUGGAGAGAGGUUUGUCAUGCACGAUUGGCUAAAACAGAUCUACCCUGACGACUGAACACCAACAAGAGGAAGCGAGGAAGCCAAAGAGCAUGCCAAAGAUAGGCUGACCACCAGACAUGGGACUCAUGGGUGCAAUUGGAAAAUGUACCCCACAGUACCUUAUGGACGGAUCAAUGCAGGGUUUUAGAUGAAUGGAUGACAGGUUUUAUUGAUGGAUGCAUGGAGUUUUAGUAGAGAAAGUGCGCUCAACUCCGAAAAGUUUCUUACAAGGUCUUUGGGUGCGAGCAAACAGCAAAGUUCAUGUAUAGUAAAAAA
Molecule: messenger RNA, 1569 nt
Organism: Engraulis encrasicolus (European anchovy)
Lineage: Eukaryota; Metazoa; Chordata; Actinopteri; Clupeiformes; Engraulidae
Exons: 7
Coding region: 632-1309 (225 amino acids)
Molecular function (GO): DNA binding
Source: RefSeq, a predicted model, not a curated record